GGAGUAGCUAUUUCCUGGUUAGACUGGCAGCCAUUUUGGGUUCAAGUCGAAAAGCCUCUGGGUCUGUGGGGGAAGUAGCUAGCCUGCUAGUUACUUUUUAUUUGACAAAACGGUGACUGUGUCGAUUUCUCCAACGCGAAGGGGGACGCAUUUUUAUACGAAGAAGGGGUUUGCUGUGAAAUGUCAACAAUGAAUCCCGAGUAUGAUUAUUUAUUCAAGCUCCUUCUGAUCGGUGAUUCCGGGGUUGGAAAGUCUUGCCUUCUCCUCCGAUUUGCAGACGACACAUACACAGAAAGCUACAUUAGCACCAUCGGCGUGGACUUCAAAAUAAGAACUAUCGAAUUAGAUGGGAAAACGAUCAAACUUCAGAUUUGGGACACAGCGGGCCAGGAGAGGUUUCGCACAAUCACGUCCAGCUACUACAGGGGGGCCCAUGGCAUUAUUGUAGUUUACGAUGUUACAGACCAAGAGUCUUUCAACAACGUCAAACAGUGGCUACAGGAGAUCGACCGCUACGCCAGUGAAAAUGUGAACAAGUUGUUGGUCGGGAACAAGUGUGAUCUGACAACGAAGAAGGUGGUGGACUACACAACAGCAAAGGAAUUCGCAGACUCCUUGGGCAUUCCCUUCCUGGAGACCAGCGCCAAGAAUGCUACCAACGUGGAGCAGGCCUUCAUGACUAUGGCGGCUGAGAUCAAGAAGAGAAUGGGCCCCGGGGCCACCGCCGGCGGGGCCGAGAAGUCCAACGUGAAGAUCCAGAGCACUCCGGUCAAGCCCUCAUCUGGGGGCUGCUGCUGAGGCCUUCUCACUGACCCCCCACCCCCCCCCCCCACCCUAAACACACACCAAACCUUUCCCCAGAGUCUGUAAUGUAACAUGCCUGACAGUCAGGGAGGGCCACACCGAGAGCCAGAGAAAUUAUUAAAAGUUUCCCCGAGAUGUUCUGUAUAUAGCUGCACUUUCCAGAAAAAGUUCAGAAUCCAUGCAAACGGAAAACGGCAUGAAACUAACAAACGGUCCCCCCCCCUCCCCCCCAGAUUCCAACCCCAAAGGCAGAUUUCAUCCUCCCAUUUGCCGUACCCACCCUCUCUGUGUGCAGGUUUAUAAAUAAGAAUAAUGUGUGCAAAUCUCACUGCAUUCCUACUGCAGGGCUGGUCUGUGGUCAGAGUAUCUUUCUCCCCCCCCCAGUCCCCCUUUACCAGGAUUUUGAUUACUUUGCUACUUACAUGAGCAUGUAUAGGAGUUCUGUUUGUCUCUGACGCUGAGCUGUCAGCAGCACAUACCAGCUCGGAGCACGACGUUCCCACUGUCCUGUGUCAAAUGUCUAGUUCAAGCAAGGUAUAUAUGUAAUAUAUAUGUAACAUUAUAUAUAUUAUGUAUAUAUAAGACCUGAUUGGCAAGUCCUGUAGAGUAAAAGAAUUACAUUAUCUGAUGAAUAGUUACUUGAUCAUCUCUGGAUAUAAUUUGUGGCUGCAGACUAUUGUAAUUUUGUUGCAUAAUAUGUAACAAACCAGAGGAAAUGUUCAAUAAAUAUUGUACCACCAGACUGUACGAUAUAAAAACUGUCUGCAAUCCUUAGUGGCAUAUGUAGAAUCAUUUUGUGCGUGUUUUAAUUAUUUAUUCUACAUUUAUAUGGCAGAUGCAUUGUACCAGUACUUUAGAAUCUGUUUGGAACUUGGCCAUUACCUGUGGAAUACCUGAUUUGCAAGUGGCAGUGUUAGAGUUGCAUAAAUGAAACACUAUGUUCUUUUUCAUAAUAAAGGCAACUGGAUUCAGUUUUAAAAUUA
Molecule: messenger RNA, 1787 nt
Organism: Brienomyrus brachyistius
Lineage: Eukaryota; Metazoa; Chordata; Actinopteri; Osteoglossiformes; Mormyridae
Product: ras-related protein Rab-1A-like
Molecular function (GO): GTP binding; GTPase activity
Source: RefSeq, a predicted model, not a curated record